AUGAUCAGGAAGCAACGCGACGGGACACUUAGAAUUCGCGAGGGAGCGACCGCCGGAAACCGAGGUGUACCAGGGUUCCUCGAGUACAGAGAAGUGGCGGCCCGCGGCACUCCCGCCUCUCCCAGCGACCCCUCACUCCUCACCCCGCACAUGCACUUCGAAGCCUCCACAACACCGCUCACCCCGCAUUCUAUACUCGCCUUAAUCGCAAAUUAA
This is a messenger RNA of Pieris macdunnoughi, 216 nucleotides long. NCBI's taxonomy places the organism in Eukaryota, Metazoa, Arthropoda, Insecta, Lepidoptera, Pieridae. The record is from the annotation of a GenBank genome assembly.